Messenger RNA from Silurus meridionalis, 1961 nucleotides. Its product is annotated as F-box only protein 47-like. Gene Ontology annotation, molecular function: protein binding. The record is from RefSeq and is a predicted model, not a curated record. Lineage: Eukaryota; Metazoa; Chordata; Actinopteri; Siluriformes; Siluridae. Bases 207 to 1541 code for a protein of 444 amino acids. The transcript has 11 exons.
GGCUUAUUUCACUUUGAGAGAUUUUAAAUAUCUUUUGUUGCUAACACGCUAAAGUUAACACACAGCAAUACAACAGACCAGUAGGCGGGUUUUUCUCUCAUUAUUACAUUGUCCUGCUGUUAGUUUAUUUAUUCAUUCAAAAUACUAUAGCGAGAGACUUUGGUGCGACAACAGUGAGCAGCAUCUUUCAGAUCUACUGUUGGAUUAUGAAGAAAUUUACCAACACUUAUGUAUCACACCGCAGAAGCUCUAGAAGGUGUCAGUGUGCAGUUCUACACAGGAACAUCCAUCACCAAAGCAUGUCCAGUCAGGGACUGUUCGAGAAACUGCCAGCUGAGGUGUUUGGUUUAAUAUUGGACCAUCUGACAGCUCUUGAACUGAGUGUUUUCAGCAUGGUAUCGAAAAGUAUCAGUAACUGUGUAGUGAGCCAUGUGUCUACUUUGGCCUGGAGGAACCAGAAGAUUUUGAAGAAGAGCCACUGCACAUCACACAAAGCAGAACACUUGAACACAGUACUUGAUCAUUUCAGAUCCCUUGGUUUACUGUUCAAGAGAUGCACUCUGUUACUACCAACCAAAGAAAGGCUGAAGUUUAUUUCUAACACAUUUUCACAGAUUCCCUGUUUUAUGAUUGAGCGAUGUGAUGCACUACCUUUGUGCCAAGGUUUUGUUUGCUAUGGAGUCUUCUUGCAGACACUGAUAGCUGGUUGGGAUGAGCUGGAAUGCCACCGUGUAUUUAACUUUUUGUCCAAAACUGCACAUCUUCAGUGGAAAAUAGAGGGUGCUGUUACAAGCAACCCAGGUGCAUGCCACUGGUUAGAGCAAGAGAUACGUUUUUUCUGCAGAGGUGUUAUGUUUGAACAAUGGAAAAAUAGAAGGGAUGCUUAUUUCUGGCUUACAUGCAUCCUUAGACCUUGGCCAAUCAUCAACCAAGCUCGUCUACUCUUUAUCCUCUUUGGCCCGCUGCAGUCCGAUGGGAAGCUAGGCUGGCAGGAUGUGUGGGAUGGUGCAGUAGUGCAUGAUGCUCUGUGGGAUUUGGCCAAAGCAAUUCUUCUUCUUUAUGGAAACACAGAUGGAAAUAAAAACUGGAGCACUGACACGAUUCUUGCCAUCAUAAAUGAGAUCAUUGUCAUGCCACAGCCAUGGCAUAUGGAGAACGUAGCACGUCUGCUCAUCCUGUGUGGGAACAAUAUCUGCUACAAUGUGCUAGCUAGCAAGGCCCUCAAUGGCAGGCUCUUUGAGAUCUCUCGAAUACUGAUUUUUCUUAUUCUGGUGAGUGAGAAGGAUGGGUACUGCAUGAACUGGGUAGUUACGAUGAUCCAACAGGUGUGUCAGGUUUUCACACUGCCCUUGGAGAAGCGGUCCUUCAUUGAGAGAAUGGAAAAUAUGUUUUCUGAAGUCGCUAUGGAACUUGUUGAACAAGUAUUGGCAGGACAUCAGAAUGGAGAACUGGACACUGCAUUAAGAAGUCUGAACAGCCUUUUGAUUGCAAAUGCUAAUUUUCACACAGAUAUUUUUUGUGUAUUCCUCAAGAAAGAGUAAGUCCAUACCAAAACUCACUACAAAAUGUACCAGCUUGGUUUAAUAGUCAUACCUCGAUACCUUGCAUUUCUGACACUGUGCUAUUAAACUUAAGGCACAUUUUUACAUUGUUAAAAUAAUUUAGUUCCAAGUAUACAUGUUUUAAAAUUCAUCUGUGUCUGUAUCUGUGCUUUAAACACGUUGGUUCUGUACUUUACGCAUUGUUUUGAGGAUGCUACUAAACAUGUUUAAUUUGAAAAGCUAAACUGGAAUAUAUUCUGUGGUUAAAUUGGCAAGAGUACAUUUGCAAAAAUUUGUUAAAUGUUUUCUAGUUAAAAAAUGUGUUCUUUAGUUUGGUGUAAUAACAAACAAAUAUGCAUGUGUUUUCCUAAGCUGAUACACAGCAAAAAGUACAUUUCUAUGAAAUGUGUAGUAUGAUCU